UAAAAACAAAGUAACCCACAAAUUUCAAAUCUCGCCUAACCUCCAAAUCUCCUUAGCUGUAACCAUGUGGCAUUUUAUUACAAUUCUGUUGCCGCGUUUUAUUUGAGCCAUUAAUAAUUCCUGCAUAUAUGAUUGUUAAGCAACAUUAUCUUAAAAGCUAAUAAGAAAGGAUUUCAGAAUUAAGUGAAAUGGCUGCAGCAAAAGGUCGUGGUUUUGCAUAUCAUUCUCAACAGGUCCAAGAAUUACGUAGGCCUGGAGAAGUCGGUGUCAAGCAACAGUUUAGUGAUGUAGCUGAGAAAAAGACUGAGGGUAUUGAAAAAAAAAUUUCUGAAAUCUGUGUUGCUAUGAGUCAGAUCAAUGUGGCUGAUUCAACAGAAAAAUUAAAAUCUUUCACUCAACUUGUUAGCUCUGUUUGUAAGACCUCUGAGGAUUUAGAAAAAUGUGUUUCUAUUAUAUUUGAUUUUGCUGUGAAAAGUAAAUGGAAUGCACAUCUGUCGGCAAUUUUUUGCAACUAUCUGGGAGACGUCGCAACUAAUGGUACCAAGUUUCGAACAGUUUUAUUACGAAAACUUCAAAUAUCUUAUAAGGAUAGGAACAAAAAGUAUUUAGAGUUGGAAAAGUUUCUCUUGGACGCUGCAUUUUUAUGUGAAAUAUUUCAUCACAUGCAGAUUGAAGGAUGCUGUUUAAAAGUUCUAGCUCAUCCCAUUAUUGAUUACUUUGGAAUGUUAGUUGAUGGUGCUUCAUUUAAAGAAACUGAGCUUUUCGUUGAGCAUUUUCCAAAGUGCUUUAAGAAUCUCAAAGAGAAUGAUCCAAGUGGACUUGAUGUAUUGAUGACUAGAAUAAGAAAGCAAAUUGUUUGUGAAACUUCAACUGUUACAGUUAAAGCCAUGUUACUGGAAAUAUUUGAACUUGUAUUAACAGAUUGGAAACCUAUGAAUCAAAGUGCUAAGGUCUUAUAUGAAUCUCUUUCAAAGCCAAUUGUAAGGAUCUGUGAUUAAAUCUGAGAUUUAUCAUUUGUAAGAAGCAUUUUUUUUUUUUUUUUUGGGGGGUACUAUUCGGUUUCAAGGGUCGUAAAAAAAUUGCAGCGAAAAUGUAUGCGUGAAAGCGCCAAAUCUAGCAAACACGCCCAUUUAACAGGGUGCCAAAUCUUGCGUACGUGCUAAUUUCAAAUUGCGUAAGUUUAUAUAGUUCUAUAUUUCUUAAGACGCCAUUGAAAUGCUAGUUUAAUUUGUAAUUCCUUUUUUGAUAUCCUAUGGAUUUAACAAUU
Messenger RNA from Stegodyphus dumicola, 1267 nucleotides. Its product is annotated as MIF4G domain-containing protein A-like. NCBI's taxonomy places the organism in Eukaryota, Metazoa, Arthropoda, Arachnida, Araneae, Eresidae. The record is from RefSeq and is a predicted model, not a curated record. Gene Ontology annotation, cellular component: cytosol. Gene Ontology annotation, biological process: regulation of translational initiation. Gene Ontology annotation, molecular function: translation activator activity.